Messenger RNA from Ceratitis capitata (Mediterranean fruit fly), 1856 nucleotides. RefSeq names its product cytochrome P450 6d3. Gene Ontology annotation, molecular function: oxidoreductase activity, acting on paired donors, with incorporation or reduction of molecular oxygen; heme binding; iron ion binding. Lineage: Eukaryota; Metazoa; Arthropoda; Insecta; Diptera; Tephritidae. The record is from RefSeq and is a predicted model, not a curated record. The coding region runs from base 87 to 1607 and encodes 506 amino acids. The transcript has 5 exons.
AUCUGAGCGAUCAUUUCACCUCUGACUAUCAAAGCGACCGUAACGCAGUUGAAGAAACCGUGGAAUUGGAACAAACCUUACGAAAAAUGUGGUUCAUACUAAUUACUUUGGCCAUUGUGGCUGUGACUUACUUAAUACGCCGACAAUAUACUUAUUGGGAGCGCCAUGGUGUGGUGUGUGAUAAAGCGGAAAUCCCUUUCGGCUCUUUAAAGGACACGGCACUCGGCAAAAAGGAUACCGGUUUCGUCUUUCACGAUAUCUACAAUCGCUUUAAGUCGCGUUAUGUUGGAGUUUAUUUACUAUUUAAGCCGGCUCUUUUAAUACGAGAUGUUGAGUUGGCGCGCAGUAUAGAAGUAAAAGAUUUCAGCAGCUUUCACGAUCGCGGCACCGACACACUCAUCUCAAAGAAUUUGUUUUCACUGCGGGGUGCAGCGUGGAAGUCAUUGCGUACCAAAUUGACACCACUUUUCUCCACUGGCAAGCUAAAAGCCAUGCUGCCGACAGUUAACGAUAUUGGCGAUAAGCUUUUGGGCCAUUUGAAUAGUCAAUUAGAAGGCAAAAGCUCAGUGAGCGUUGACAUGAAAGCUAUGCUGACGACCUACGCAGUUGAUAUUAUUGGUUCGGUGUUUUUCGGACUGGACAUAAAUAGCUAUGAAAAUCCCAACAACGAGUUCCGUCUAUUGAAUCAAGAAUUUAUCAAGCCCACUCGUUGGCUGGAUACCGUAUAUGUCAUGGCGUCUUUCGUUUGUACACCUAUUGCCAAGUUUAUGGAACUCUUCGGAUUUAUACCACUCUCAACUAAGCAGACACGCGAUAUUAUUACACACACUGUAAAUAACCGGGAGAAGAACAAUAUUGUGCGUAAAGACUUGCUGCAACUCCUUUUACAACUACGUAAUACCGGAAAAAUUAGCGAAGAGGAUAAUUGGACAUUGGGGGCAACAACUGAUGGAACCAAAUCCAUGACGAUUGAAAUGAUCGCCGAUCAAAGUGCGCUGUUUUAUAUAGCCGGUAGUGAGACCACAUCGAUUAACUCCUCCUUUACGCUCUACGAACUUUCUCUACACCCGAAAUACUUAAAGACAGCCGUAGAGGAAGUAGACUCAGUUCUGGCGAAGCACGGUCUGAAGCCCAGUGAUCCUCUUACCUAUGAAGCCAUACAAGAUAUGAAAUUUAUAGAUCUCUGCAUGAAUGAAACUCUACGUAAAUAUCCCGGUUUACCAUUUUUGAAUCGUGAAUGCACGAAGGACUUCAAAAUACCCAAUUCUGAGCACACAAUCAAGAAAGGAACAGCCAUAAUCAUUUCAAUCCUUGGCUUGCAUUAUGAUCCCGAUUAUUUCCCGGAUCCACAGACAUUUGAUCCAUAUCGUUUUACGGAAGAGAAGCACAGUUAUAAUCCUGAUGCAUAUAUGCCUUUCGGUGAAGGUCCACAUCAUUGCAUUGCAAAACGAAUGGGUGUGAUAAACUCGAAAGUGGUCGUUAUCAAAAUGUUGGCAAAUUUCAAUAUAGAACCAAAAGAGAAAAAGGAAAUCGAGUUCCAAUACAAUUCAGGCGUAGCCUAUGUCCCUAAGGGCGGUCUACAGAUGAAGUUGUCGAGAAGAGUUUAAUGAAGUGAGAAAAUACUGAUCUUGUGGGAACAAGGAAUAUUAAGGAUUCCAACAAGAAAACAAAAACUAUCUAAACAUUUUAAGUACUAAGGGCUAACUAACUAAUUAAAUUAAUUAAAUCAAGGCUAAGCUCUCAGUACGCUAUUCUUUUAUUAUUUUCAUCCCUUUCACGUACUCAAAUGUCAUUUCAUAUUUACACAGAUAUUUUUUUUUUUUUUUGUUAAAUAAACAAGUCUAUUUUUAUAUCGA